CAGACUUUAUUGGCUUUCAUCGAGAUAAGACAGGAUGUAAACCGCCAUGUUUUAUUGGUUUUGCAAGUCAGUCGACGCAGGAUGAAAACCUCGACGGCAGUCGCGACUUUUCUGCUGGUUCGCCUCGUCGCCGCCGAUGACGACGGCGACGACGAUGGGGGUGGGGGCGGUGGGGUCGCCAUCUGGCUCCCGAUCUUGUUGGUGGUGCUGAUCGCGGCGAUUGCGGUCGCCGUCUGGUUCUUCUGCUGCCGCGGAAAUAGGUCCAAAGUCAGGAGCAUCAGGCAGAGAAUGGCCAGCAGACCGCCUCGAAGACGGAACCACCCCGGCCCCCGCGGCAUCCAGCUGUCCCAGUCUUCUCCCGUCUCCCCGCCGGACGAGCCAGGCCUCAAAGUCACCAUCUCCAGCCCCCACCGGAGCGACUCCCUGGAGGCCCCCUCUGCCCCCUCUGCCCGCCUUGCCCCCCCUGUCCCCGCCGGGUCCAACACCUCGCUUCACGCCACGACCAGCGAAGAAGACCAGCCUCCCCCUUACAUGAGGGAGGCGAUUUCGUGCUCUAAGGAUGACGACUGCAAGAACUUUCCCCUGAGGAACUUCUGCAUGCGGGACGGACACGACGGCUGCGAGUGUUCGUCGGCGCGGGCGGCAGACAACGCGGCGAUUGGCGGAUCCGAUCUAGGGGUGGGGAAGGACGUGGGGAAGGACGUGGAUGCGUCGGGUGUCGCCCUGAAGCCGAAGGAAACCCGCAGAGGACGCGAUUGCCCCUGCGACAAUCAUGAUAAAAUUAAUCGCAAAGGCGAUGACGACGAAGACGACUGCCCCGAAGAAGUGCCCCUGGAAGAAGGCGACAGCCCCGAAGAAGUGCCCCUGGAAGAUGGCAACCACCACGAUGAAGAACACGAAGAAGACGAACACUGCGAGCGCUCGUUCCCCUUCUGGAUCCUGCUAGUGGGAGCCGGCGCCAUUUGCGUGGGCGUUGGCAUUUUCACCUGGUGCUGCUGCUGCCGUCGGAAGGUCGUUCGGGGAACUGCGUCAGAGAAAGCCCGCGAAGCGGCGGGAACAGGACCCUCAACCAUCUCGAAGGCCCCAAGCGAAGCGUUGGAUCCCCCGCCUCCGUACGCGUUCGAUCCCCCGCCGUUAGAGCUGAACGGGCACAGGAGGCGUCUGACAUGGGAAGCGACGCCGAGAAGCAUCCACGACGGCGUCGCUUCUGCCUUCGAGAACGCGGACUGCCUCGUCUUCGAUGGGGACAUCGCGAGGCUGUUCGCCCACAAUGGGAACCUGGGGAUCAAUGUCACCGUCUUUAUGGUGUGA
Messenger RNA from Darwinula stevensoni, 1311 nucleotides. Lineage: Eukaryota; Metazoa; Arthropoda; Ostracoda; Podocopida; Darwinulidae. The record is from the annotation of a GenBank genome assembly.